Messenger RNA from Lottia gigantea (owl limpet), 966 nucleotides. RefSeq lists its product as hypothetical. Bases 1 to 966 code for a protein of 321 amino acids. Gene Ontology annotation, cellular component: Golgi membrane. NCBI's taxonomy places the organism in Eukaryota, Metazoa, Mollusca, Gastropoda, Lottiidae. Gene Ontology annotation, biological process: pyrimidine nucleotide-sugar transmembrane transport. Gene Ontology annotation, molecular function: UDP-galactose transmembrane transporter activity. The record is from RefSeq and is a predicted model, not a curated record. The transcript is spliced from 3 exons.
AUGGAUUCCUCGAAACUUGUUUAUUUCUCUCUGGUGGCCCUAAUCUUACAGAAUGCUGCUCUUAUAUUGGUCAUGCGUUAUACACGCACCCAACAUGGGGAUAUGUAUUUAUCAAGUACAGCGGUGGUCAUGUCAGAAAUGUGUAAAUUAUUGACGUGUUGUGUAAUUAUAAUUUAUCAAGAAGGUGGUGUUGGCCAGUUUGUAAAAAUGCUAAAAACUGAUAUUAUAGACUGUCCUUUAGACUGUGUUAAAGUUUCGGUACCGUCUAUUAUUUAUACUAUCCAGAAUAACCUAUUAUAUUUAGCUGUGUCUAAUUUAGAUGCUGCUACAUUUCAGGUCACCUAUCAACUAAAAAUUCUAACAACAGCAAUAUUUUCUGUGUUUAUGUUAGAAAAAGCUGUAGCUAAAUUACAAUGGCUUUCAUUAGUGGUUUUAUUUGUGGGUGUGUCUAUUGUUCAAUUACAACCCAAAACAUCAGAGAAAUCUGUGUCUCAAAAUUUGGCACAAAAUCCAUUUGUUGGUUUGGUGGCUGUUAUUAUUUCGUGUGUCUUAUCCGGAUUUGCAGGUGUUUAUUUUGAAAAAAUAUUAAAAGGAACACGACAGUCAGUUUGGAUCCGAAACAUCCAGUUGAGUGUACUGGGUAUUGUGAUUGGGUUAAUAACAAUGGAGCUAAAAGAUGGUGCUAAAGUGACAGAGAAGGGAUUUUUCUUUGGUUAUACAUGGUUUGUGUGGUUAGUUAUAUUUUUACAGAGUUUUGGAGGUCUGAUUGUAGCAGUAGUAGUAAAAUAUGCUGAUAAUAUAUUAAAAGGAUUUGCUACAUCAGCCUCUAUUGUAUUGUCAUGUAUUGUUUCUGUGUAUUUCUUUGAUUUUCAUCUAUCAAUACAAUUUGUCAUUGGGGCAUCUCUUGUCAUGGUCGCUGUGUACAUGUAUAGUAAAUUUGUUCCUAAACCUAAACCAUUGGUGUAA